AUGUUGUUUUUAUCGUUGACGGGAUUGACAUUAUCAACAUCAGAUAGACUAAGAAUAACUUAAUAUAUACUUAUAUAAACUAAUAUAAGUAGUAGUAUACUAAGGGAAUGGGUGCAAAUCCGGCUAUGUGUGUACAUGCGUCAUGAUCACGGCGGAAGGUGUCAGUUCAGUGCGCGAUGACUUCAAACGCGAGGAAAUAGCAUUGGAGGUGUAUGAUCUAAUCAAAGACAUAAAGGAUCCAGAAAGACCUGAUACAUUGGAGGAUCUCAGUGUUGUCUAUGAAGAUGGUGUGAAAGUUGAGAAUUUGACAGGUCUCUGUGAUGAAAGGUAUAAGAUAUCCGUGAUAUUUACACCAACUGUUGCACACUGCCACUUAGCAACUCUCAUAGGUCUCUGCAUCAGGGUUAGACUACAAGAAGAGCUCCCACAUAGUUACAAGCUGAGUAUUUACCUCAAAGAAGGCAGCCACGAUACUGCAACAGAAGUGAGCAAGCAGAUCAACGACAAGGAAAGAGUGUCGGCGGCACUGGAAAAUCCAAGUCUGCGCGAACUAGUUACGGAGUGUCUUGCGCCGCGUUUGUGAGCUCGCAGAAAAAACGAACAAGUUUACUGACGUUGUUGCCAACCCGCACGCCAACUUGUAUAUCACUCGUCUUGGUCCGCUAGCGUCAAGGGACAUGGCGUCAACCAUCGUCCAGUACGUGGUCGUGCGAGGCGAUCUCAUCUCGAACUUAAGAUGGCCGACGGGGGCUGUGAUUGCACAGGCGUGCCACGCGACCACCGCCGCGCUGCACUUGUUCCGCGACAACGCCGACACGCAGC
Priapulus caudatus is the source of this 822-nucleotide messenger RNA. RefSeq names its product MIP18 family protein FAM96A-like. NCBI's taxonomy places the organism in Eukaryota, Metazoa, Priapulida, Priapulimorpha, Priapulimorphida, Priapulidae. The record is from RefSeq and is a predicted model, not a curated record. The transcript is spliced from 5 exons. Bases 143 to 583 code for a protein of 146 amino acids.